This is a messenger RNA of Candida dubliniensis CD36, 1320 nucleotides long. RefSeq names its product glutamate N-acetyltransferase (gene ECM42). Gene Ontology annotation, molecular function: L-glutamate N-acetyltransferase activity, acting on acetyl-L-ornithine as donor; L-glutamate N-acetyltransferase activity, acting on acetyl-CoA as donor. Gene Ontology annotation, cellular component: mitochondrial matrix. Bases 1 to 1320 code for a protein of 439 amino acids. The record is from RefSeq and is a predicted model, not a curated record. NCBI's taxonomy places the organism in Eukaryota, Fungi, Ascomycota, Pichiomycetes, Serinales, Debaryomycetaceae. The transcript has a single exon. Gene Ontology annotation, biological process: L-arginine biosynthetic process; L-ornithine biosynthetic process.
AUGCACAAGGUAACAAAAUUUGCAAUUCGUCAUUUGUCAGAUAAAGCCAGCCGAUUUGUCCCAAAAGCUGGUGUCUAUCCAAAGGGUUAUGCUGUGGGUGGUAUUCAUUGUGGGGUUAAAAAGGAUGGUAAAUCUUUAGACUUGGCUAUUUUACAAAACACGUUUGGGAAGAAUGCAUCUGCUGCUGGAGUAUUUACAGUCAAUAAAUUUAAGGCCGCUCCCGUGCAAGUUUCAAAGAAAAUAUUAAAAGAAAAACUGGGUUUGGGUAUCAACUCAUUUGUUAUCAAUAGUGGGAAUGCCAAUGCAGUUACUGGUACUCAAGGUAUGAGAGAUGCCGAAGACAUGGUUCUUGUGACUGAUUCUGUUUUGGAUAAUCCUACAAAUUCUAGUUUGGUCAUGUCCACGGGUGUUAUUGGAAACAAUUUACCAAUUGAUAAAAUCUUGGGUGGCAUUCCGAAAUUGGCAUCCCAGCAUUUAGGCAACACCCAUCAACAUUGGAUUGACUGUGCAACUGCAAUUUGUACAACCGAUACUUUUCCAAAAUUAGUUACUAAGCGUUUUUCUAUUGGUGAUGACACUUAUACAUUAGCUGGUUUGUGUAAAGGUGCCGGUAUGAUCUGUCCAAAUAUGGCCACAUUGUUGGGAUUCUUUGUUACUGAUGCACCGGUAACUCCAUCAGCUUUGCAGCAGAUAUUAAAGUAUGCUGUGGAUAGAUCAUUCAACAGUAUAAGCGUAGAUGGUGACAUGUCUACUAAUGAUACAAUAGUGGCAAUGGCUAAUGGUGCUGCUGGUGGUGAAGUUAUUGACAACACAUCUUCUUGUGCAGAAAGAUAUUCUCGUUUGCAAACUGAAAUUGUUGGUUUUGCUCAACAGUUGGCUCAAUUGGUUGUCAGAGAUGGUGAAGGUGCCACCAAGUUUAUCACUAUCAGAGUCAAAGAUGCAUUGUCGUAUAAAGACGCUAAAUCCAUUGCAUCUAGUAUUGCAAACUCCUCGCUUUUUAAAACUGCCAUGUAUGGUAAAGACGCAAACUGGGGACGUAUAUUAUGUGCCAUUGGCUACGCAAAUGUUACUUCUGCCAAUUCGGUGAUUCCAGAAAAAACUAGUGUCAAGUUUGUUCCUGUUGAUGGAAGUGAUCAUUUGAAUUUGUUGGUUAAUGGGGAGCCAGAACAAGUCGAUGAAGAAAGAGCAUCGGAAAUUUUGCAAAAUGAAGAUUUGAUUGUUGAGGUCAAUUUAGGAACGAAUGGAGGUCAAAAUGCUGACUUUUGGACAUGUGAUUUGUCUCACGAGUACGUUACUAUAAAUGGUGACUACAGAUCUUAG